Messenger RNA from Propithecus coquereli (Coquerel's sifaka), 3213 nucleotides. It is a transcript of the gene TBR1, whose product is annotated as T-box, brain, 1. NCBI's taxonomy places the organism in Eukaryota, Metazoa, Chordata, Mammalia, Primates, Indriidae. The coding region runs from base 303 to 2351 and encodes 682 amino acids. Gene Ontology annotation, biological process: regulation of transcription by RNA polymerase II; commitment of neuronal cell to specific neuron type in forebrain; regulation of neuron projection development. Gene Ontology annotation, molecular function: RNA polymerase II cis-regulatory region sequence-specific DNA binding; DNA-binding transcription factor activity, RNA polymerase II-specific. Gene Ontology annotation, cellular component: nucleus. The transcript has 6 exons. The record is from RefSeq and is a predicted model, not a curated record.
CAGGUGAUUAUCCUAAUUAAUGUCUAUCUAAUUAAAUUACUGUCAGCAGUUAACCAAUGGCAGGAGCCGUUUCAUCGGCUGCACAAGCAGCAAGAUCAAAAGUGAGCCUUUUCUGAUUGCUGCAUAGUGUCAAUUGGCCAAUCUCUUCUCCCAGGGAAAAAAAAAAGUAAAUCAAACCUUUGAGAAGCAUUUGCUGGUUGAAGUGCUUUCUGUCUAGUGUGGGGGUCUGUGGAUUUCUAGUUUAUGAUAAAUAGGACUUUAAAAACCAGGGACGGGAGGGCGAGUGUUCAGGUUCUAGAGCUAUGCAGCUGGAGCACUGCCUUUCUCCUUCUAUCAUGCUCUCCAAGAAAUUUCUCAAUGUGAGCAGCAGCUACCCACAUUCAGGCGGAUCCGAGCUUGUCUUGCACGAUCAUCCCAUUAUCUCGACCACUGACAACCUGGAGAGAAGUUCACCUUUGAAAAAAAUUACCAGGGGGAUGACGAAUCAGUCAGAUACAGACAAUUUUCCUGACUCCAAGGACUCACCAGGGGACGUCCAGAGAAGUAAACUCUCUCCUGUCUUGGACGGGGUCUCUGAGCUUCGUCACAGUUUCGAUGGCUCUGCUGCAGAUCGCUACCUCCUCUCUCAGUCCAGCCAGCCACAGUCUGCGGCCACUGCUCCCAGUGCCAUGUUCCCGUACCCCGGCCAGCACGGACCGGCGCACCCCGCCUUCUCCAUCGGCAGCCCCAGCCGCUAUAUGGCCCACCACCCGGUCAUCACCAACGGAGCCUACAACAGCCUCCUGUCCAACUCCUCGCCGCAGGGCUACCCCACGGCCGGCUACCCCUAUCCACAGCAGUAUGGCCACUCCUACCAAGGAGCCCCGUUCUACCAAUUCUCCUCCACCCAGCCGGGGCUGGUGCCCGGCAAAGCGCAGGUGUAUCUGUGCAACAGGCCCCUGUGGCUGAAAUUUCACCGGCACCAAACGGAGAUGAUCAUCACCAAACAGGGAAGGCGCAUGUUUCCUUUUUUAAGUUUUAACAUUUCUGGUCUCGAUCCCACGGCUCAUUACAAUAUUUUUGUGGAUGUGAUUUUGGCGGAUCCCAAUCACUGGAGGUUUCAAGGAGGCAAAUGGGUUCCUUGCGGCAAAGCGGACACCAAUGUGCAAGGAAAUCGGGUCUAUAUGCAUCCGGAUUCCCCCAACACUGGGGCUCACUGGAUGCGUCAAGAAAUCUCUUUUGGAAAAUUAAAACUUACGAACAACAAAGGAGCUUCCAACAACAAUGGGCAGAUGGUGGUUUUACAGUCCUUGCACAAGUACCAGCCCCGCCUGCAUGUGGUAGAAGUGAACGAGGACGGCACGGAGGAUACCAGCCAGCCUGGCCGCGUGCAGACAUUCACUUUUCCGGAGACUCAGUUCAUCGCCGUCACCGCCUACCAGAACACCGAUAUUACACAAUUGAAAAUAGAUCAUAAUCCCUUUGCAAAAGGAUUUCGGGAUAAUUAUGACACGAUCUACACCGGCUGCGACAUGGACCGCCUGACCCCCUCGCCCAACGACUCGCCGCGCUCGCAGAUUGUGCCCGGGGCCCGCUACGCCAUGGCCGGCUCUUUCCUGCAGGACCAGUUCGUGAGCAACUACGCCAAGGCCCGAUUUCACCCGGGUGCGGGCGCGGGCCCCGGGCCGGGUACGGACCGCAGCGUGCCGCACACCAAUGGGCUGCUGUCACCGCAGCAGGCCGAGGACCCAGGCGCGCCGUCGCCGCAGCGCUGGUUUGUGACGCCGGCCAACAACCGGCUGGACUUCGCGGCCUCGGCCUACGACACGGCCACGGACUUCGCAGGCAAUGCGGCCACGCUGCUCUCGUACGCGGCGGCGGGCGUGAAGGCGCUGCCUCUGCAGGCCGCCGGCUGCACCGGCCGCCCGCUCGGCUACUACGCCGACCCGUCGGGCUGGGGCGCGCGCAGCCCCCCGCAGUACUGCGGCGCCAAGUCGGGCUCCGUGCUGCCCUGCUGGCCCAACAGCGCCGCGGCCGCCGCGCGCAUGGCCGGCGCCAACCCCUACCUGGGCGAGGAGGCCGAGGGCCUGGCCGCCGAGCGCUCGCCGCUGCCGCCCGGCACCGCCGAGGACGCCAAGCCCAAGGACCUGUCCGACUCCAGCUGGAUCGAGACGCCCUCCUCCAUCAAGUCCAUCGACUCGAGCGACUCGGGGAUUUACGAGCAGGCCAAGCGGAGGCGGAUCUCGCCCGCCGACACGCCGGUGUCUGAGAGCUCGUCCCCGCUCAAGAGCGAGGUGCUGGCCCAGCGGGACUGUGAGAAGAACUGCGCCAAGGACAUAAGCGGCUACUAUGGCUUCUACUCGCACAGCUAGGCCGCCUCUGCCCGUCCCGGCCCGGUCGCGGGCCCCGGACCCCCAGCAAGCCCCUCACAGCUCUUCCCCAGCUCCUCCUCCCCAGACCCCCACUUUGCGCACCCCUUCAUUUUAUUUGACCCUCGAUGACCGUCUGCAGCGAAUAAGUGCAGGUCUCCGAGUGUGAUUUUAACCUUUUUUGCACAGCAGUCUCUGCAAUUAGCACACCGACCUUCAACUUUGCUGUAAACCUUUUGGUUUUCCUACUCACUCUCCUUCUGUGAAGUUAUCUUCCUAAUAAUCCUCCCCCACCUCGUCUUUUUCUCACCUCCUCCUUCUCUGUCUCUCGUAAUGAAACUCUUCACCUUUAGGAGACCUGGACAGUCCUGUCAGGCAGCAGCGAUUCCGACCCGCCAAGCCUCGGCCUCCCCAUUAACCGUAGGAUGUUGACUCUAGAACCUGGACCCACCCAGCGCGUCCUUUCUUAUCCCCGAGUGAUGGAUGGAUGGAUGGAUGGUAGGGAUGUUAAUAAUUUUAGUGGAACAAAGCCUGUGAAAUGAUUGUACAUAGUGUUAAUUUAUUGUAACGAAUGGCUAGUUUUUAUUCUUAUCGUCAAGGCACAAAACCAGUUCAUGCUUAACCUUUUUAUCCCUUUCCUUUCUUUUCUUUUUCUCCUUCUCUCUCUUAUUCUUUCUUUAUCUCUUUGCUCUCUUUUUUAAUUUUCUUGUGAGAGAAUUAACAAUAUUCUAGGAGGUUCUAGAAACAUGAAAUACUGAGUAGUGAUGGGUUUCUCACUUCUCCUCAAUCCGUUGCAUGAAAUAAUAACUAUGUGCCCUAAUGCACACAAAUAGCUAAGGAGAAUCUGCCCCAACACCUGUAAAGG